GGUGCGACUUCACCUUCCACACGCUACCACCUGUAACACGCGCUCGCUUUAAUGGCAGCGGAACUACAGCCGCAAGACCCUCCACUCGCAUCCCCCACAGCAACAGCACCAGCACCAGCGGCAGCACCACCAGUGCCACCACCGGUCGGAAUAGCAACCGCCGCCACCACGACUACCACCAUCACCACAGCAACAACAGAACUCCACUUCUCCCAGUUCGAGAUCCCCGGUCCACCCCUAACCUCCAAGCGUCAACGCCGGCCCAGCGUCCGACUAGGCGAGAUCGGCGAUCAAUCUUACGAUUCUCACGCUCGACGUCUCAAGCAAUCCCACCCUCCCGGGCGCUUUUCUAGAGAAUCUACCUCCGCGAAAUCCGUCAAGGCCCGCUCCCUCACUAAUCUUGUUAACGGCGAAGCCAUCCAAGAGAUUGAAGAUAACAAUCAGAACGGAAAUGCCAAGGAGAAUAACACAAAUCUUGAAUUUGCCCAUCGUAAAGCGAAAGCCAAGAGAGGCACCACGAAGAGAGUACGGUCCAAUUGGAUACCAAGACACGAUGACGGAGCCGAGAACAGCAGAGACGACGGAGACGAAGGGUUCAGGGACUUGGAUCCAGACUCAGACAGUCCAUUGAAGGAUCAGAGCCCGGUCCAUUCUGCCGACAACAUGGCCUUUGAUAUGUGGCACCGGAGAGCAGGUUCAGCUCCUGGUGGAGCUAGGGUUUCGGAUAACAACGCUGUAGAAAUGGAUAAUCUGCCGGAGUCUGACAACGAUCGGAGGUACAGCACGAGUGAAGGAGUAAGGACAUGGUUGAUUGAGUUGGGAUUGAGCCGAUACGCUCCCGUUUUUGAGAUACACGAGGUGGAUGAUGAAGUUUUGCCUUUGUUGACGCUGGAGGAUCUUAAGGACAUGGGAAUAAAUGCCGUCGGUUCUAGAAGGAAACUGUAUACUGCUAUCCAGAAGCUUCGAAAGGGGUUUUCGUGAGUCUUCCUUCAUUUUCUUCUUUUAUACUAGCUAAUUCUGUAAACUUCUCCACAGAAGAAAACCCAUUUCAUGGCUGCAAAAGCAACUCUGAAAUGGCUUCAAUGUCUGUCUCUUCAUCUUUUUACUCCUAACCUUGAGAAAAUGGUUCUAUGUUUUUUACUGGUUCCGUAGUUAUCCUUUUUAAGACUACCCAGUUAAUGGAAUUUGCAUUUCUGUAUUUUUUUAUGAGAUGCAUUUUCUAUAUAUAUAAAUUAUGAUAGCGUUG
Rubroshorea leprosula is the source of this 1246-nucleotide messenger RNA. Lineage: Eukaryota; Viridiplantae; Streptophyta; Magnoliopsida; Malvales; Dipterocarpaceae. The record is from the annotation of a GenBank genome assembly.